ACGAUAAGAUUACACGUAAAUGAAAAACAUAGUCAGUAACACCAGUAACAAAAGUUGGAAUGUAAAUAAAUUCCAAAAAUGGAUGCCUUGUCCGAAGGUGCAAACAAGUCAUCCUGGCUUAGCAUAUUUCUACCCUUUAGACGAGCUGAUUGUAGCAAGAAAAUGGGACGCCUUACACUCCGCGAUCGGCAAAAACUACGUUUGUUACACAAUCUUUAAUAACGUAGGCGAAAAGGUGUUUUUGGCUGUUCAAGAUAAAAAGUGUCAGAAGUUUGACGUAAAAAUUUUCAACUUUUACGGGAACGAGUUAAUACACGUGAAAAAACCUUUCAAAUGUUGCGUACAUAAGGCUUCUGUGUGGGUACCUCCUGGGAACUAUAUAGGAUCAAUCAAGAAAGUUGGUUGUUUAUUCUUGGUUCAAAAUGCAUUGGGGGAACCACUUUUGAAGAUAAAAGCACAAGGGCUUUGUCAUUACGUGUACGAUAUUUUGGAUGGCGAUAAAGUGAUUGGCGUUGUGAAGUGGAAAAUGGCAUUUUUGGAUGAGAAGAAUUUCGGCCUGGCAUUCCCUGUUGAUAUGGAUGUGUCAGAUAAAGCAGCUUUGCUGGGGGCUAGCUUCUUGAUUGGAUACUUGAAAUAUAAUAUUUGAUCUUUCUGACUUUUCUAUUUUUAAUAAGUAGGGACAUCACCCUUCUGGUGUGUGAAGCUCGUAAUCGUGGAUUAAAUAUUGUACAAAGCU
Amyelois transitella is the source of this 736-nucleotide messenger RNA. RefSeq names its product phospholipid scramblase 2-like. Gene Ontology annotation, biological process: plasma membrane phospholipid scrambling. Gene Ontology annotation, cellular component: plasma membrane. Gene Ontology annotation, molecular function: phospholipid scramblase activity. Lineage: Eukaryota; Metazoa; Arthropoda; Insecta; Lepidoptera; Pyralidae. The transcript has a single exon. The record is from RefSeq and is a predicted model, not a curated record. The coding region runs from base 20 to 646 and encodes 208 amino acids.